This is a messenger RNA of Chiloscyllium plagiosum (whitespotted bambooshark), 476 nucleotides long. RefSeq names its product DNA-directed RNA polymerases I, II, and III subunit RPABC4. Gene Ontology annotation, molecular function: DNA binding; zinc ion binding. Gene Ontology annotation, biological process: DNA-templated transcription. The record is from RefSeq and is a predicted model, not a curated record. Gene Ontology annotation, cellular component: RNA polymerase II, core complex; RNA polymerase III complex; RNA polymerase I complex. NCBI's taxonomy places the organism in Eukaryota, Metazoa, Chordata, Chondrichthyes, Orectolobiformes, Hemiscylliidae.
UGUUCACGGCAACCGGAAGUAGUUGGGCAAGCGGCCUGAAAAUUUUUUGCUGCGAAGGUUCCUUUUUCAAUACGGUUCAGCCGGAGAUGUCCAAACUGAAAAUUGGAUAGAAAUGGAUAUCCAGAAGGACUUGCAGCCUCCAAAGCAACAACCCAUGGUGUAUAUUUGUGGAGAAUGUCAUACUGAAAAUGAAAUUAAAGCAAGAGAUCCAAUCCGAUGCCGAGAAUGUGGUUACAGAAUAAUGUACAAGAAGAGAACAAAGAGAUUGGUUGUUUUUGAUGCCCGGUGAAAUUCAACAUAUUUCUUAAAUUUACACCGAAAAGAUUUGCAAGUGUUUCUGUCCAGCCUUGUUUCUCAUGUAAAUUUCAGAUUGGAAGUCUCUCUUUUUUUGUUGUUGUUAUUUCUGACAUUCAUCAAAAAGUAUUUACAAGAUGUUCUGUUUUAUUUGAUGGAAAUAAAUUGCUUUACAUAAUUGA